CAGGCAGUAGGCACCGGCAAUCGUGCAUCUGUCUCGCCGUACCCUCUGUUUUCCGCUAGUCUCACAGUGUCGCUCGCCGUUCUAAGGUCCAUGCGAUUGUAACCUUGCUGUUUACCAAUCGUGUAUCACUUUCUCUCAAAUGGCAUCGAAUCUAAAUGUGGAUUGUGUGAACGGAGUGUGUCGAUUAUGUUUGGCAAAGGAGAAUCUCCUUUGGGUGUACGAUAAGCGGAUGACGAGCAUGAAGAACAUGAAAGAAGUUGUUUUCAUUACCACUGGUGUCGAGAUACUCAUGAAGGACAUGAUAUCCCAAAAAAUUUGCGAAAAAUGCCACCAGAUUUCCUUCAAAAUGUUCCAGUUCAGACAGCAAAGUCUGAAAAAUGACAAAUACCUAAAGGAACAAUUCAAGGGAAUGGUCGAGGCGUCGACCAGUAAAGAAAUACCAAAACCGAAAGUAUAUCCCGAAAAGCAAUUGGAAAAACCUCCUGCUCCUGUGAAAAAUGCGGCCAAAGAUGAACCAAAGCAAACAGUAGCUCCUAAAUCAGCAUACAAAAUUCAUCCUAGUAUCACUCAACUAUUCAAAGUGUAUCCACAAAUCAAAUUACCCACGGUUUGUUUGCAAAAGCAUAUAGAACCUUUUGUGUCAAUGGAGAUGGACGCCGUUGAGAAUUAUUUUAAGAAGAAUAAUUUGAAUUUCCAAAAAUGCACACAGCUAGCUCUGAGAUGGGAUAAAAAAAUUGCCAUGAAAAAGACCUCAACCAAGAAUCCCACACAAACCACCACCUCUGUCUCAACAAAAUCAAGUAACAUUAAAAGCAACAGUAAAACCAGUGCUCCUAGUGAUCCUCUUCAAGUAUCUUCCGAGCCAAUAGCAAGUACUUCAAGUUCUCGAACCACCAACGAGAAAGUUCAUCCUAUCAAUAUAAAGAGAAACCAAGGCAAAGAUAAAGCCAGCUAUAAAAUAGUCAACGUAUCGAAAAUAAUUGAUGAUAAAUCUGACAAAGAGAGUGUCAAAUCUUCUGAUGGAAGUAGAUCGAGUACUAGUAAGAAACGUUAUGGAAAGAGAAAGCUUUCGGACAGUGACUUUUCUUCAGAGCCUGAAAGUAAAAAAUCCACAAUCAUCGAGGCUGUUGGUUUAACGCCGAAGGCACCUGCAAACGAACCGGGAACUAUGUAUGUCGAAAAGUCAGUAGCGUUAUUCAUCUGCAGCAUUUGUAACUCAGUGCAGUAUUCCGAAAGGAGCCUGAAGAAACACCAAGAGAAACACCUCAGAUGCCAGUUUUGCAAAGCAAAGUUCAAAACAAUGGAUUCGAAGAAUCAGCACAUCCAAUCAUCUUGUAUAAUCAAGAAUAUGAUGAAUAAUUUACCUUCGAUUCUUCUAGAAAAGGUCGAGAAGAAUUUGCCGAUUAGAGAAGCAUAUGGAUCGGCUUUCGUGGAAUAUCCGCGAAUACCAGGACAAAAACAACUGAUAGCAGUUCCCGAAACACCUGAAGAAGAAGAAAAGAAGACUGUUACUUCUGAUGAUAAAUCUGACGUCAUCGAAAUUCUGUCGGACGAUGAGUCAUCCAAUGUCAAAGAAAAUGAAACGGGGGAAAAGACGCCGAAGAAUGAAAAUGACAAUGUGACUUCCACCACAGAUCGCAUUUCUUCUUCAGUGGCGUCCACUGCUUCCACAUCCACACCAGUACUUUCUACUGAAACUCCUAAACCUCACGUACCGACGAUCCAAGAAAUGGCCAUCUCAAGUUCAGUGGUGAAACCGGACAUAAAAAUCAAGAACAACAACUUCUUGGAAACCAUAGAUCCCAAACUUGGCGACAUAAAAGUCGUGAAGGAGCUCUUGGUCAAAUACAGAAAUAUAAAGCUAGAAGCAGAUAGCAGUACUCAAACGCAAUUACCAUCUAGCGCCUCUAUAACCGUAAACCACGGCGAUCUAACCACCGAAUUGAAGUUCCUGAAACAUUUGCUACUGGUGUAUAAGGUCCCAGUUGAAAUUAGGCAAGGCCCCUUCAAUGUCGAAUAUUCCUACCAGCAAGUUUCCAAGCCUCAGAAGAAACUUGAUUUGUGGAAUGAUUUGGUCCCUGUGGAUGUUAAAUGUCCCAGCAUUCUUCCAGCUUACAUGCCUUCCCCAGCUUACAUGCCUUCCCCAAACUUUAGACUAGUCGGUACAAUCAGGAAUACUGGGCCGAAUCAUUCGAAUCGCGAUAAGCACGUACUUAAUCAUCAAAUGUUUGUUAACGCCCCCAGCACCAACGGUCAAUCGUCUGUUCCGGCAAUUAAUCCGGAUGUUAGUGAUACCGUCAAGACUACUUCGAUCAUUCCACAAGCGUCAAGCUCGACUGUUCCGCAGAUCUCCCAGAAAUUUUCCAAUCCCAAUGUUACACAAUCUCUGGAAAAUUCUUCUAUCGGUUUUACGAAUGCCAAUAAGUCACAUCACAAUUACGCGCAAAGUAAUAAUGGGGUUCCUCAAUUCCAGCAGGUGCUCAAUAAUGCUGAUAAUAAUGGAGUUUCCCCAAAUAUUGCCACUACUAUUUCGACUAUAGUUUCGGAAUCUGUCAAUGUUCCGAUCGCUGGAACUAUCAGGGUCAAGAAUGUCUGGGAACUGAAGUGAUGUAGGAACGGCUGGACUGACGAUGAUGCUUUAAUUAGGGUACUACGAUUGUUUUUAUAUAUUCAUUAAGUUUUUCUAUUCGAAUUUUGCGUAUUAGUUACAUAUUCUGAAAUAUUAAAUUAUAAGUUCUGUCUUUAUUAUAUGAUUCAGUUGAACAUUU
Phaedon cochleariae (mustard beetle) is the source of this 2768-nucleotide messenger RNA. NCBI's taxonomy places the organism in Eukaryota, Metazoa, Arthropoda, Insecta, Coleoptera, Chrysomelidae. The record is from the annotation of a GenBank genome assembly.